This is a messenger RNA of Penicillium maclennaniae, 807 nucleotides long. RefSeq names its product SDR family NAD(P)-dependent oxidoreductase. The coding region runs from base 1 to 807 and encodes 268 amino acids. The transcript is spliced from 4 exons. Gene Ontology annotation, molecular function: oxidoreductase activity, acting on the CH-OH group of donors, NAD or NADP as acceptor. The record is from RefSeq and is a predicted model, not a curated record. Lineage: Eukaryota; Fungi; Ascomycota; Eurotiomycetes; Eurotiales; Aspergillaceae.
AUGGAUAUCUCCGGCAUCGCAUUGAUCACGGGCGCUGCAUCAGGUAUCGGCAGAGCAUGCGCUCUGGGACUUGUCAGAGACGCUCUCGAGAAAGUCACGUCCGAAAUCCAAGAAUUGCAACGCGCAUGGGGCUACACCAAGCCUUGCCGAGUCGAGAUCUAUCCCACCAACGUCGCCGACGAGAACAGAGUCAUUGAAGUUGUCGAAAACGUCGCGCAGAAAUUUGGACGCCUUGACUAUGUCGUUAUUGCCGCCGGAAUCGCAAUGAAGCAUAUCGGCGGCGAGGCUUUCGCGGAGACCGCCGACUGGCAACGCAUUUUGGACGGUCAACCUCAAUGGCACAUUCUAUAUCCUACGAGCUGCAGCCAGAAUCAUAGCCUAUUCGCUCUGAGGCCACUGCAGCGGGGUUCGAUCGUCAACAUUUCUUCUAGUCAGGGUCUGGUCGGUAUCACUCUGUCAACGGCGUACAAGACAAGCAAGCACCCAAUGAUUGGCCUGACUCGCACUGCGUCGGAGGAUUACGCUGAUAAAGGGCUUCGCAUUAAUGCGAUCUGCCCUGGGUACACUGAGACCCCACUCACUACCAAGUCGCCGGAGAUAUUGAAGGCGAUGAUGGAGCGUGUUAGUACAGCGGUACCGAUGGAGAGAAUGGGGCGGCCAGAAAAGAUUGCCGAUGGUGUUUUAUACUUCUCUGGAGGUCGGAGUUCAUUUGUGACAGGAACUGUUGAGUGUGGAUGGUGGUAUUACUUGAAAGGGAAGGACAACCACCACUUGCUGAAGGCGGCUAAUCCGCUUGCGGGUGUCUGA